Oppia nitens is the source of this 1692-nucleotide messenger RNA. Its product is annotated as beta-1,4-glucuronyltransferase 1-like. The transcript is spliced from 6 exons. The record is from RefSeq and is a predicted model, not a curated record. The coding region runs from base 1 to 1692 and encodes 563 amino acids. Lineage: Eukaryota; Metazoa; Arthropoda; Arachnida; Sarcoptiformes; Oppiidae.
AUGACUACUAAACAAACCAAACGAGUGGCACAUGUGUUACGUAAUAGAAAAAUAUAUACCGAAGUGACGGGUAAUAUAAUUUGGUGGACAUCCGAACAGAGAGGACAGUAUACUGUGCUUAACAAUUAUAUUCUCGGAGCCAUAGAUCCCGAUCCAGUCAAUCAACCGACAACAUUGACUACACAGUCGACAUAUGAAACUAUCGAUCACGUGGUUAAACAUUGUCGUCUAUUUCGGGGACCUCUAUCGGUGGCCGUAUACGCACCGGGAGAUGAUUUUCCAUUGGCUAUCAAUUUGAUAUACUUUUUACGGGAACAGUGCAGUCCAAUAAAUAGGUGUAUCUAUUUGCAUGUAACAUGGCAUAUUGUUUACGAUAGCGAGCACCCACCUUAUUAUGAUGCAGUAGGUGUUAGUGGCUCUAGCAUAACGUUUCCCGAAAAUUAUGUGGGCAGUUUUGAUUGCAAACACGAUAUCAAUGUUAAUGUAAAAAUUCAAUCAAUAUAUGGUGACCAGAUGACCACAAGUAUCCAAAUGUCUAGCAAUGAUAUUACUACUACUACUAAAACGACUACUAGUAGUAAUACUAUUAUUUGGUGGACCCGUCAAACACGUGGUCUGUACACUGUAUUGAAUAACUAUAUACCGGCCGAUCUGGACCAUUACGAUCAAUUGGACACAAGCGUUACCAUGACAACCCAGGGUACCUACUCGUUUAUACAUCACAUUGAACACCAGUGCCAGCGCUGGGAAGGGCCCAUAUCGAUGGCCGUCUAUGCACCGGGCGAUGAGUUUGCAUUGGCCAUAAACUUGAUCUACUAUAUGAAACAAUGUAGCAAUCCGUGUGUACGCACCCGUACCACUUGGCAUCUCGUCUACGACACAUUGUACAGUCCUGCACGACCUGCUGGAGGAGCUGUCAAUACUAGUUUCCCUGAUAGUUAUCUAAUAGCAUUUAACUGUUCAGAAUCCUAUCAGCAGAUUAUUGACAAAUUUAAUAUCAGCCAAAACAGUUCACAAACAUUUAGGUCCGUUCAUAAGCUAACGUAUCCGAUAAAUGUGUGCCGAAACGUGGCCCGACUUAAUGCCAAAACCCGAUACGUUUCGGCCAUCGAUAGCGAACUGUAUCCGAGUGGCGGUUUGGUGUCCGGAUUCGUCAAACUUAUGGAACGCGAGCGCAAUAUUUCCCGAAACUAUCCCGUAGUCUAUGUGAUGCCUAUUUUCGAAGUGGACGAAUCAGUGGCGGAGGCGCCCACUAAUAAGUCAGAGCUAAGUAAGCUUAUGGCUAAAGGUAAAGCCGUAUUUUUUCAUCACUACACAUGCGAUUCGUGUCAAAGUUUUCCCAAUAGAAAACAAUGGCUUAACUAUAAACCUAAAACCAAUGACUCGUUGGGCAUAUUUUUGAUAACACAACGCACCCGUAUGAUGACCUACUGGGAGCCAUUGUAUAUUGGCACCAAUAAUGAACCAUGGUACGAUGAACGAAUAAAUUGGGAUGGUAAACUUGAUAAAAUGACACAUAUGAUUGAAAUGUGUUUACUUGGCUAUCGAUUGGCUAUUUUGGACAAUGCUUUUCUAGUACACGCACCUGGUAUUAAGCGGUCAGGUAGACAAAAUGAUCAGGUUUUUAUUGUUGUCUUUCCCAAUGCAAAACUCUACAACACUGUGAGCUCUCAGAUCUUACCAAAUAAUUAA